Adineta steineri is the source of this 1758-nucleotide messenger RNA. NCBI's taxonomy places the organism in Eukaryota, Metazoa, Rotifera, Eurotatoria, Adinetida, Adinetidae. The record is from the annotation of a GenBank genome assembly.
AUGGAUCCGAAAUAUUCCAAACAGAACUUUAAAUCCUCUUAUGGAGCAACAGCGUCUUAUUUUCGUCAACCACGACAACGUAUGACUCCAGAUUACCUUCUCAUCUGGGUGGAUGCUAGCAUCGACGAAGGAAAAAAGGAUUGCCAAGAUAUACUCACUCAAUUGAAGAAUGUCAUCAAUGAUGUCAGCUUAUGCACUGAAUCAAGUCAGUGCAUUCAAGUACUCAACAGGUUUGACAAGGAACAAGCAUUUGUCAUAAUAUCAGACUCAUUAGAUCAACAUUUGGUUCCUGAAAUUCAUGGCAUGCCACAGUUACAUACCAUUUACAUCUUUUGUGGCAACAAAUCCAGAUAUGAUGGAUGGACUCAAAACUGGACAAAAAUUAGAGGUGUUCAUACAAACAUUAAAGACAUUUGUCAAGCAUUGCAAUUAGCGAUUAAGCAACGCUAUCAGGAUUCGAUUGCCGUAAGUUUUCUUCCCAUAAAUGAAAUGGCAUCUGCUGAUAAUUUAAAUCAGUUGGAACCAACAUUUAUGUAUACCCAAAUAUUCAAGUAUAUUCUUCUUGAUAUGAAACAUGGUAAACAAGCCAUCAAACAGUGUAUCCAUUAUUGUCGAAAUAAUAACAGCUUGUCAUCAAUCAAUAUCAAUCUUUUUGAGAAAGAAUACCAUACUAAAUUACCUAUUUGGUGGUACACUUCCCCAUCCAAUAUCUAUUCUAUGCUCAAUUAUGCUCUUCGAACACUGGACGCUGAUGCAAUUAUUACUAUGGGAUUUUUUAUAUGUCAUCUGCAUCAACAAAUUCAAAAUUUAUACGAAGAACAAGUCAAUAGUUAUGGAAGAAAACCAUUUGUAGUUUAUCGAGGACAAGGUCUUAUGAAAUCAGACUUUGAAAAACUUCAGAAAACAAAAGGUGGACUAAUGUCAUUUAACAAUUUCUUGUCCACCAGUACAAAUAAAGAAGUGUCUCUAGGUUUUGCUCAAGCUGCUUUAACGGAACCAAAUAAGGUUGGCAUUCUUUUUAUAAUGUCCAUUGAUCCUUGCUUGAAAUCAACACCAUUUGCCUUCAUUAAAGAAGAGAGUUAUUUUGAGGAAGAAGAUGAAAUUCUUUUUUCGAUGCAUACAGUGUUCCGGGUUAGUGCAAUUAAACAAAUGGACAAUAAGAAUCACAUUUAUCAAGUUGAACUACAAUUAACAUCUGAUGACGAUCAACAACUACGAAUACUGACUGAUAGGAUACGAGAAGAAGCUGAUGGUAAUACUGGAUGGAAAAGAUUGGGUAGCUUAUUGCUGAAAAUAGGCAAAUUUAAUAAAGCUGAAGAACUUUAUAACAUAUUAUUCGAACAGACAUCUGAUCAGAGUGAAAAAGCGCAUUAUUACAACCAGUUGGGAUAUAUCAAACAUGAUCAAGGUAAUUACGAAAAGGCUAUUUGGUAUUACGAACAAGGGCUUGAAAUUAAGCAAAAAAUCCUCCCUUCAAAUCAUCCUUCAUUGGCAACUUCAUACAACAACAUCGGUAGUGUAUAUGACAACAUGAGAGAGUACUCGAAAGCCCUUUCAUUCUAUGACAAAGCACUUAAAAUUCGACAAAAAACUCUUCGUUCAAAUCAUCCUGAUGUGGCUACUUCGUAUAACAACAUCGGUUUGGUGUAUGAGACGAUGGGAAAGUACUCGAAAGCACUUUCAUCUCAUGAAAAAGCACUUGAAAUUUAUCAAAAAAACUCUUCCUUCAAAUCAUCCUUCAUUGGCUACUUUAUAUAA